Molecule: messenger RNA, 2332 nt
Organism: Episyrphus balteatus (marmalade hoverfly)
Lineage: Eukaryota; Metazoa; Arthropoda; Insecta; Diptera; Syrphidae
Product: SURP and G-patch domain-containing protein 1
Exons: 8
Coding region: 124-2220 (698 amino acids)
Biological process (GO): RNA processing
Cellular component (GO): nucleoplasm
Molecular function (GO): RNA binding
Source: RefSeq, a predicted model, not a curated record
UUAUCUGUGCCCUUCUGUUCCAUUCAAUGUGAAAAUUUUUGAUUUUUCAACUAAUUUUAUAUAAAUAAAAUUUGGAUUGCAUUUUAAAACAAAUUAAAUACCACUCUCCACAAUUCCUCAAAAAUGUCUCGGCAGCACUUAAGUCGGGUCGAUCGAUUUGCGCAGAUGUCCAAACAAGAAGAGGUCAUUGCCAAAAAACGUCAGGAAAUUCUUGAAAAACAAAGAACUACCGAACUGGCUAAACAAGUUGCAGCUGCACAAAGCAUCGCUUCCAAACAACAAGUCGAAGAUUCUGCACCGGAAGAGGUUGAAAUAGCUGAAACAAUUGUCGCAACAACAACCACAACAUCACAGCCCACAGCAAGCUUAGUUGCUUUGACUAAUCAAUCCAAAGUCAAGAACACAUUCUGUAAUGAUGGUUCUUUCCUUACGCAUUUCAAAAAAAUACUUGAAAAACACAAACCUGAACCACCGCCACCACAACCAGAACCAGAGCCUGAACCAGAACAUGAGUUGGAAGCAGAAACACAAUCGUCAAACGAGACAGUGCCCACUUCUUUUCCAUCUAACAUUGGCAAUGAUCACCAACAACAACAGCAACAACAACAACUACAACAACAGCAAAACCAACAACGUCAACUACAAAAUGCAACUCAACCCAUGCCUAUUGAAACUCAAAUGCCUCCAACUGAAAUUCCUCAUCCACCGAUAGCACCAAAUCCAUACUUCAAUCUUGUGAUUCCUCCGCCAAUGAUGAAUAUACAGGUUACAGUUCCACCACCACCUCCACCACCGCCACCAGUACCGCUGCAACAAUGCAUUCCUCCACUUUAUAUGAUACCACCGCCAGAGCCACUGCAAUUGAAUACAAUUCCUCCGCCAAAGGAAUUCGAUUUGAAUGCCAUUCCUAAGCCAGAAUUUAAUUUAGAUGCAAUUCAGGUGCCAUCCGAGAUGGCAUCAGAAAAAGUUUUUUCAGACAACUCAAAUGACUCUAUAACAUUACCGUCAUCAUUAGAACAGUUAAUCGAUUUGGUUGCCGAUUUUGGUGAUGGUUAUGAAGAUAAAAUACGUUCGCAUAAAAACGCUUUACACCCAUCCUUGUGGUUUCUCUUUGAGAAGGAUUCUGAGCAGUAUGUUAGUUACCGCAAAGCAUUGGAAGCCUCUCGUUUGGAUCAACGCCUGCAAGAGCAGGAAUUCUUCGAACAAGAUGAAAUGCCACACUUUGAUUUGGCUAAACCAACAACCUCAUUCGACGACAAAUAUGAUCCUGAGUGUGUGCCAGCGACCACAUUCGAUGAUAAGUAUGAUCCUGAGAGUGUGAUGGAUCGUGAUGAAGAUUCAGAUGACGAAUACAUGCGUGGUAUGAUGGAUCGUAAUCGAGACAAUCUUAAACGACGAAUCGAGUGUCGUAAUGAGAUCAUGGAAGAAGAACGCCAGCGUGAAGAGAAGAAAAAACAACGCAAAAGUCGAUGGGGUGAAAAGUCGGAAGAUAUACCACCAGCAGCUGCUCUCUGUACUUUGGCUAACCAAAACAAACCGGUAUUGUCGGGAGUACAGCGAACAGAUCCAGCAUUGCUUGCAUAUGCACGACAAAACUACGGCACAACAGAAUUAGAAGAGGACGAAUGGAGAAAGUGUGAGGAGCACUUUAAAGUUAAUUUGCUCUAUCAAGACAUGUUGAGAAAACGACAAGAAAUCGAUAGAUUAGCCAGAUCUGGAAAAUUCAAAUACGAAUAUGAUUCAGAUGAAGAUGUAACCGGAGGAACCUGGGAGCACAAGCUACGAAAUGCUGAAAUGGAAGCCACAAACGCUUGGGCAUCGGCCCUUACCAAACAGUCUGAAGGCAAGCAUCAUAUUGGUGAUUUCCUACCGCCAGAAGAACUGAAAAAAUUCAUGGAGCAAUAUGAGGCUAAGAAGAGUAACCGUCAGCCAGACUUGAGUGAUUAUAAAGAGUACAAACUCCGUGAGGAUAAUGUUGGUUUUCAAAUGUUACAAAAGCUUGGCUGGAAAGAGGGUCAAGGUUUGGGAUCAGCUGGAACUGGAAUCGUUGAUCCUGUUAAUAAGGCACCACAACGGGACGGUCAUCAGGGAUUAGGUGUAGCAAGUGCUGCAUCACCUGAAGACUGCGAUAAUGAAUAUGACGCUUAUCGUAAAAGAAUGAUGCUCGCCUAUAGAUUUAGACCUAAUCCAUUGAAUAAUCCACGACGCGCAUACUAUUAACCGAGUAAUAAUAAAUUUAAGUAUAUAUAAAUUAUAUACUUCUUCCCCUAAAAUUAUAACAUGACUAUUAUUAUACCUAACUCCAGUAAACGUUGUUUCAAUUUUAUUAUUA